AUGCCCCAUGCCCCCUUCCCACUGGCUACCCAGGACCGGCCGGACCACAUUCCUCCGCGGGAAUUUCGGGCACCGAAGCUGCUCAUCUGGCAUCAGGGUCUCAAUAUCAUCUGCCGGGACGGCCCUCGCCUGGCGUGCACCCCGGGCCGCGCCGACCGACCCCGCGAGACCGCGGACGCCCCCACGCUCUGGGAGAGGCCGCGCUGCAGCACAUGCGCACGGCCGGCACAGCCCGAGAGCGCCAGCGCGCCUGCGCCCGGGCGCGUCCAAGUCCCGUUUCCCCCUCCCCCCGUCCUCGCGCGGAUGGUUCCGGCCGCGGCGGGGCGGGGCCUGGCUGCCGCGCGAAAAUCGGUCUCCAGCCCCAGUUCCCUGGCUGUCCCUGGCUCCCCAGAGCACUCUUCUCCAGGCAAGAAGACAAAGAAGGCCGCCAUCUCAGCAGAUCAGCUGUCCCCUCUAGCAGCUGAGGAGGACAAGGUCCCGUCAAAGGUCACCUUCUCUGAGCUCAAGUCGUGCCUGCAGCGGGCGUGGGAGCUGGGGGCACGGGUCCAGGAGCUGAGAACAAGUGCCCAGAGGAAGGAUGCUGAGGAACCCAGCGCGCCAGAGGCCGAGGGGCACCCAUUGGGGCCAUGUGGAGAGAAGGUGCCCGCCUACCAGCGCUUCCACACCCUGGCCCAGCCCGGACCCCCGGGCCUCGUGCUGCCCUAUAAGUACCUGGUGCUGGCCGAGAUGUUCCGCAGCAUGGACACCAUUGUGGGCAUGCUCUACAACCGCUCUGAGACUGUGACCUUCGCCAAGGUCAAGCAGGGCGUCCAGGACAUGAUGCGCAAGCGCUUUGAGGAACGCAACGUGGGUCAGAUCAAAACUGUGUACCCUGCCUCAUACCGCUUCCGCCAGGAGCGCGAUGUCCCAACCUUCAAGGACAGCAUCAAGAAGUCUGAUUACCAGCUCACCAUCGAGCCGCUGCUGGAGCAGGAGGCCAGUGGCGCGGCCCCCCAGCUCACAGCCUCGCGUCUCCUGCAGCGACGUCAGGUCUUCAGCCAGAAUUUGGUCGAGCGUGUCCGGGAGCACCACAGGGCCUUCCUGGCCUCCCUGCACCCCCCCGUGGUGGUGCCCGAAGACCAGCUGAUGCGCUGGCAUCCCCGCUUCAACGUGGACGAAGUGCCUGACAUCGAGCCGGCCGAGCUGCCCCGGCCGCCCACUAUGGAGAAGCUGGCCACGGCCCAGGAGGUGCUGGCCCGUGCCCGCAGCCUGAUGUCACCCAGGAUGGAGAAGGCCUUGAGUGACCUGGCCCUGCGCACAGCCGACCCCAGCAGCCUCAGGUCCCCCAGCCCAGCACUGCCAGCCACUCCACCUGCCACCCCGCCCACUGCCCUAAAGGGGGUGUCCCAGGCCCUGCUGGAGCGGAUCCGGGCCAAGGAGGUGCAGAAGCAGCUGGCACAGAUGACGCGGCGCCCAGAGCAGGAGCAGCGGCUGCAGCAGCUUGAGCGGUUGCCCGAGCUGGCCCGCGUGCUGCGCAGUGUCUUCGUGUCUGAGCGCAAGCCAGCGCUCACGAUGGAGGUGGCCUGCGCCAGGAUGGUGGGCAGCUACCGUGCGGCCAUGAGCCCUGGGGAGAUGGAGAAGCAUGUACAGCUUCUCUCUGAGCUGCUGCCUGACUGGCUCAGCCUCCACCGCAUCCGCACUGACACCUACAUCAAGCUGGACAAAGCCGCUGACCUGUCAGGCAUCACUGCACGGCUGGCUCGCCUGGCCCAUGCCGAGGCGGCGCUGUGA
This is a messenger RNA of Ceratotherium simum simum (southern white rhinoceros), 1770 nucleotides long. NCBI's taxonomy places the organism in Eukaryota, Metazoa, Chordata, Mammalia, Perissodactyla, Rhinocerotidae. The record is from RefSeq and is a predicted model, not a curated record.